Aureococcus anophagefferens is the source of this 2108-nucleotide messenger RNA. RefSeq lists its product as hypothetical. The coding region runs from base 95 to 2077 and encodes 660 amino acids. Gene Ontology annotation, biological process: cysteinyl-tRNA aminoacylation. Gene Ontology annotation, cellular component: cytoplasm. The transcript is spliced from 2 exons. NCBI's taxonomy places the organism in Eukaryota, Pelagophyceae, Pelagomonadales, Pelagomonadaceae. Gene Ontology annotation, molecular function: ATP binding; cysteine-tRNA ligase activity. The record is from RefSeq and is a predicted model, not a curated record.
AGCGUCCGGACCGGCGUGUAGCGGCGCGACAACUCCCGCGCGCGCGUUCGCCCGACGCCCCCGAGGCCGUCCGUCGGUCGCGGAGACGACCAGUAUGGCGGCCCUGGCCCAGUCGCGCAAGGAGGAGGUCUUCGGCAAGUGGUGCCCGCCCUGCCCGCCGGACAAGCCCCAGCUGAUGAUCUACAACUCGCUUACGCGCAGUAAGGUGCCCUUCGUGCCCAUGGACCCGCUGGGCAAGGUCAUCACCAUGUACGUCUGCGGCCCCACGGUCUACGACGCGGCCCACCUCGGCCACGCGCGGACGUACCUGCAGUUCGACGUCAUGCGGCGCAUCCUCCGCGACGCGCUGGGCUACGACGUCAACUACGUCAUGAACGUCACGGACGUCGACGACAAGAUCAUCAUGCGGUCGGCGGAGCGCGGCGUGAGCCCGGAGACUUUAGCGCGCGAGUGGGAGCACGCGUUCCUCGAGGACAUGACGUCCUUGGGCGUCGAGCGGCCGACGUCGAUGCCCAGGGUCACGGAGUACGUGCCCGAGAUCGUCGCCUUCGUGGAGAAGAUCGUGGCCAACGGCUUCGCCUACGCGGACCAGGGCAGCGUCUACUUCGACACGGUCGCGUUCGGGAAGGCGGGCUACGACUACGGGAAGUUGGUGCCGGAGUCCAUCGGGUCCGCGGAGCUCAUGGCCGAGAGCGAGGGCAAGCUCGGCAUCCUGCUGGGCGGCGGGAAGAAGGACCCGCGCGACUUCGCGCUCUGGAAGGCGUCGAAGCCCGGCGAGCCCACGUGGCCGUCGCCGUGGGGCGACGGCCGGCCGGGCUGGCACAUCGAGUGCUCCGCGAUGAUCGACAACACGAUCGGCUCCGGCGGCGUCGGCGGCGCCGCGGGCUGCAUCGACAUCCACGGCGGCGGCGUGGACCUGCGCUUCCCGCACCACGACAACGAGCUCGCCCAGGGCGAGGCGUUCUGCGCGUGCAAGCAGACGGUGAACUACUUUGCGCACACGGGGCAUUUGCACAUCCGGGGGCUCAAGAUGUCCAAGUCGCUGAAGAACUUCAUCACCAUCGGGCAAGCCUUGGCGGGGCUCGAGGGCGUCGAGGGCUCGGAGCCCGUGCACCCGCGGACCAUGCGGCUCAUGUUCUGCCUCGUGAGCUACAACGCGCCGUGCGACUACAGCGACAACAUGCUCGCGAACGCGCGCGUCGUCGAGAAGAAGUUCAAGGAGUACUUCCUGAACGUCGCCGCCGCCCUGCGGCCGCUGGACGCGGACCCGGAUUCGCGCCAGAAGCUCUGCGCGGAGGACAAGGAGCUGCUGGCCGCGUUGAAAAAAGCCCAAGACACGGUCUACGCGCGGUUCCUCGACGACUUCGACACGCCGGGGGCGGUGUUGGCUUUACAGACGCUGGUGGACACGACGUCGGCCUACCUGCAGAAGUUCGACGCCAAGCAGGCGUCGCGCGCCGUGCCCUGCUCGCUCGCGCUCUGCGCGACGGCGCGCUACGUCGGCGAGACGCUGGACCUCCUGGGCCUGGAGGGUCUGUGCGCCGACGACGUGCUCCGGCGGCUCAAGCUGACGCCGUCCCACAAGCCCGCGGCGGCGCUCGGGUCCGGCGACGCGGCGGCGGCGCUCGGGCCGCUGUUGGACGUCAUCGCGGCGUUCCGCGACGACGUCCGCGCCGCGGGCCGCGAGGGCGACACGCAGCAGGUCCUCGCGCUCUGCGACGCGCUCCGCGACGACGCGCUGCCGGCGCUGGGCGUGCGCCUCGAGGACAAGGGCGCGGCGAGCGUCUGGAAGCUCGAGGACCCGGCGGCGGAGAAGCAGCUCAAGGCGCUCGAGCUCGCGAACCGCGAGGAGGCCAAGCGCCUCGACGCGGCGAAGAAGGCCGCCAAGGAGGCCGCGGCCUCCGUGCGGCCCCAGGACAUGUUCAAGGACCGGGAAACCAAGUACGCGGCCUUCGACGCCGACGGCGUCCCGACGCACGACGCGGCCAACGAGCCCCUCUCCAAGUCCCUCCUCAAGAAGCUCAAGAAGGAGUGGGAGAAGCAGAAGAAGCUCUACGACAAGGCCCAGGGCAACUAGCGCGCGCGUCGCGUAAGGUGGGCUUGACGUG